Molecule: messenger RNA, 5099 nt
Organism: Jaculus jaculus (lesser Egyptian jerboa)
Lineage: Eukaryota; Metazoa; Chordata; Mammalia; Rodentia; Dipodidae
Gene: Adnp2
Product: ADNP homeobox 2
Exons: 5
Coding region: 591-3707 (1038 amino acids)
Biological process (GO): regulation of gene expression
Cellular component (GO): nucleus
Molecular function (GO): DNA binding
Source: RefSeq, a predicted model, not a curated record
GACAACAUCAGAAAGGUGCGGAAAAGAGUAAAAGGCAUUCUUGUAGAUAUUGGACUUGACAGUUGCAAGGAGUUGUUGAAGGAACAUCAGAGCCUAACGGAGAAGUUUUGCAAGCUUAUCACUCAGCUAGUAUUGGAAGUGUGCAGCCUUGCUGGAUGAAGUGGGUCACUGGGACAGGCUUGAGGUUUCUAGCCUGACCCUACAUCCUAUCCUGUUUCCUGACUGUGGAUCCAGUGUGACCAGAUGCCUCAUGCCCCUGCUGUCAUGCCAUAAUGGACUGUAAGCCAAACCAACCCUUCCUUCCUUAAGCUGCUUCUUGUCAGGACCUUAAAGGCUUUGAUCCAGGAGAGAAGUAUUUUUGUAACACAUCAUGGGGAGAUGUUUCUCCUUGGGAACCUUCUGGAAAGAAAGUGAGAUACCGAACAAAGCCUUACUGUUGUAGCCUCUGCAAGUACUCGACAAAGGUGCUCACUUCACUCAAAAACCAUUUGCAUCGGAACCAUGAAGAUGAAGCUGAUCAGGAGCUGCUGAUAUCUUGCCCUAACUGCCCAUUUGCCUCACAGCCCAGGGUGGUGGGCAAGCACUUCAGGAUGUUCCAUGCCCCUUCCCGGAAAGUCCAAAACUACACGGUGAACAUUCUGGGUGAGGCCAAGACAUCAAGGAGCGACGUAAUAAGCUUCACGUGUUUAAAAUGUAACUUUUCUAACACUUUGUACUACAGCAUGAAGAAGCAUGUGCUGGUGGCCCAUUUUCAUUAUUUAAUUAACUCCUAUUUUGGUCUGCGAACUGAAGAAACGGGGGAGCAACCAAAAGUGGGUGAUACUCUAUCUAUGGAUAAGACUGCACCACCUGACAAAUACUACUGUAAAAAAUGCAGCGCCAGUGCUAGCAGCCAGGAUGCUCUGAUGUAUCACAUUUUGACAUCGGAUGUACACAGGGACUUAGAGAACAAACUGAGGUCUGUGAUUUCAGAACACAUCAAGAGGGCUGGCCUUCUGAAGCAAAUGCAUAUUGCUCCAAAACCAGCGGCCCGCAUGGCCUUACCGCCAACUAGCAGUGCUCCGGGCAUUGCAGCGCCGCCACCUUGCUUUCAUCUUACCUUGCCGCAGAACAGCCAAAGCCCAGCCAUGGGGCAGCCAGUGACUGCGGCCCAAGGUACUUCUGGGAGCCUUACUCAUUCUCCACCUACCACAGCCCAGUCUCAUGUAACCCUGGUCUCCAGCCCUCUGCCUGUGUGCCAGAGUAACCUCACUCUUCAGCCCUCAGCUCCCCCACCUGUCUUUCUCUCCCACAGUGUUCCGCUUAAUCAGACUGUGAAUGCUCCUGUACUGCCUCUGACUCAGCCAGUUGGACCUGCCAGUAAGUCUGUUGGAACGAACAUCCUUCCCAUGAAUCAAGCCAUCCGCCCCAUGAAUCAAGCUGUUCGCCCUGGAGUUUUAUCCCUCACACGGCCAACAGGGCCCAUCAGUAGGCCCGUGGGUCCUGGUGUCCUGCCUGCAGGUCCCUCUGUGAACCCUGGGGUUCUGCAGACUGCCACUCCAGGAGUGAUUUCUAUGGGUCGGGCAGUCCCAUCAGGCGUCCUUCCUGCAGGCCAGGUGACACCUGCUGGGGUGAUCCCUGGGCAGACAGCAACGUCUGGGGUCCUGCCCACUGGCCAAGUAGUCCAAUCAGCUGUUCUCCCUGUUGGCCAGACAGCCCCUUCACGGGUUCUCCCCCCUGGCCAAACAGUGCCCCUGAGGGUUCUCCCUGCAGGCCAAGUGGUACCGCCUGGACUUCUGUCCCCCAACCAGCCAGUCCCGUCAGGUGUUGUGCCUGUGAACCAGGGUGUGGGUUCUGGUGUUCUUCAGCUCAGUCAGCCUGUCACAUCAGGAGUCCUUCCUGUGGGACCACCAGUGAGGCCUGGUAUGCUUCAGCUUAGUCAAUCUGUUGGCACCAGCAUCCUGCCUGUGAACCAGCCGGUGAGACCUGGAACUUCUCAGAACACUACCUUUCUCACUUCAGGCUCUAUUCUCAGACAGCUCAUCCCCACGGGGAAACAGGUGAACGGAAUCCCCACCUACACUCUGGCCCCCGUGUCUGUCACUCUGCCUGUGCCCUCUGCUGGAGGCCUUGCCACUGUUGCGCCACCCCAGGUCCCUGUUCAGUUCUUGCCCUCAGGCUCUAGCACUCAGAUGACCAGCUCCCUACCCAGCCUGCCCUCCCCGCAGGUGCUAGUGAGCGCAGCCCCAAGUGUGUUUGUUCAGGCCACCUCUCCCGUGGGAGAUGCGAACCAGGCACUCAAGCAGGCCAAGCAGUGGAAAACCUGUCGGGUUUGCAAUGAGCUGUUCCCUUCCAACGUCUACCAGGUCCACAUGGAAGUAGCUCACAAGCAGAGUGAGUCUCAGCUCUGCCGAGUUUGCAAUGAGCUGUUCCCUGCCAACGUCUACCAGGUCCACAUGGAAGUAGCUCACAAGCAGAGUGAAUCCAAGCCUAGUGAGAAACUUGAGCCUGAAAAGUUGGCAGCAUGUGCCCCGUUUCUGAAGUGGAUGAGGGAGAAGACAGUGCGCUGCCUGUCCUGCAAGUGCCUGGUCUCCCAGGAGGAGCUGAUGCACCACUUGCUCAUGCAUGGCUUGGGGUGCCUGUUUUGUCCAUGCACUUUCCACGAUGUCCGGGGCCUCGUGGAGCACAGCAGGACUAAGCACCUGGGCAAGAAGAGGCUGUCUAUGGAUUAUAGUAACAGAGGUUUCCAGCUGGACCUGGAUGCUAACGGCAACCUACUCUUUCCCCAUCUUGAUUUCAUCACCAUACUGCCACGGGAGAAGCUUGGGGAGCGAGAGGUCUACCUGGCCAUCCUUGCUGGAAUACACUCCAAGUCACUGGUGCCAGUGUAUGUGAAGGUGAGGCCCCAGCCUGAGGUUGUGCCCAAGAUGCCCAGCAAACAGAAGCUGACCUGCCCUUUUUGUUUCUUCACAUUCAUGAUGGCUGAUGCUUAUGAGCUGCAUCUGAAGGAGAGGCACCAUGUCAUGCCUACUGUCCACACGAUGCUUAGGUCUCCGGCCUUCAAGUGCAUCCACUGCUGUGGGGUCUACACUGGAAAUAUGACCCUGGCAGCCAUUGCUGUUCAUCUGCUGCGGUGUAGAAGUGCUCCCAAGGACAGCAGUUCAGACCUACAAGUCCAGCCAGGUUUUAUUGAAAGCAGUGAAUUGCUAUUGGUCAAUGGGGAGGUGAUGCCUGAGUCUGCCUUUGCUGUAAAGAGAAAGCUGCCAGAUGGUCAUUUGGGGCCAGGAGAGCAGAAGGACGGGGAAGAGCCUUCACUUGCCCUAAAUGCUGAUGCAGCACCGGGUCCAGAUAAAGGGUCUAGUGCUGUGCCUUUGAAGAGACAGAGGAAUGAAGGCAGGACAGAGGGACCAGGGGCCAGUGAUGACACUCUCCAGGUGUUAGCAUUAGAUCCCAGUAAGUAUGAAGGCCGUUCGUAUGAAGAAAAAAAGCAGUUUCUUAGGGAUUAUUUCCAUAAGAGACCAUACCCUAGUAGAAAAGAAAUGGAACUGUUGUCUUCACUGUUAUGGGUAUGGAAAAUUGAUGUGGCUUCAUUUUUUGGAAAAAGAAGGUAUAUUUGCAUGAAAGCAAUAAAAACCCACAAGCCCUCUGUGCUUCUAGGCUUUGAUAUGUCUGAACUUAAAAAUGUUAAACACAGACUGAAUUUUGAGUAUGAGUCGCAAAGCCUGUGAAAAAGUUAAACUAGGCAGUGGUUUCCAGCUGACUGACUUUGGGUGCCCUCGUCACUUUGUCCUCAGUCUCUGAGGCCCUUCAGGGUGAUCCAGGUGCUCAGAAAGACUCCUGUUAAGGAGACAGAUAAUUCCUCAGAUGUACUGUUUCUUGCAGUUUGAUUUGUAAUGGUUACUGUCAGCUUUUUUUUUCCUGUCAUGUAAAUUAGAUAUUUUGGUAUUCUGUGCACGCCUUGUUUUCCUAGGAGUGUCAGUAUCAAAUGAUAAGAAACUGAAAUCUUCAAAUACUUAUGUAUUUUUUUAAAGGAAAAUUUGCUUGUUUGAGAAUACUUGAUUAUUAAACAUUUAAAGCAUUGCUUAUCCCCAUCUUUGCAGACAGCAGCUAAAGGACGUUACAUGUUUAGAGCAGUGAGUACUGUGAUACAUAUAUGGCUCCCCGAGAACACACUUUUUAAGCAUUAACUUCUGCUGAAUCUAUGAACGCUGUUUGCUUAUGAGAUUAUAAUUUUGAUUUACAUUUUUUCAGGUUUCUCCUGGCACUGUUUUUUUAAAAAUAUAAUUCAUAGAAAACCAGAUGUUUUUCAUUUAUUAAAAAUACUUUUAGCCUGAGGUCUGGUGUGCCACUGAUAAUCAAAUGUUGCUCUCUAAAUAAAGUCUCCAGGAGUGGAAGUGCUUUCCAGUGCAGACUUUCUUCUGAUGUGGUGACAGCUCAUUUUUCCAUUCAAAGGUUCUUUAGUGCCUUUAGGAUAAACUGAAAACAUCAAGAACUCUUCCUUGCCCUUGCUGAAGCUGCUCACAAGCCAGCAGGAGGGAAGGACAGGACGCACAGGGAGCCCCUGCUGCUCCUGCAUUUGAGCUCUGAAUGAGGUGGAGAGCAGGUUUCAGGCACAAGGUGAAGGGCAGACCAGGAGCUCCGCUGGUUGGAAUAGCUCAGGAUAUGUGUGUUAGAGUUGGAGAUGUGGGUUCUCCUCUAGCCCAGGUAUCCAGAUCAACAGGAUGAAUCUCUACUGUCCUCUGGAUGCCAAACCUUGUUUUUGUUUUUGUUUUUGUUUUUCUAUCAAUAUAACUAACUUAAAGCGCCAAAGCUGGCAACAAGGACCAGCUGAUAUCCAAGGCAUCCCUCCGUUAGUGGUUAGUGCACAGCAGAGAGCCUGCCCACCUUUGGGUAGAGGAUCUGGAGGUGUGAUGGCCUCUGGGAAAUCUGGCAGUGUUGCUACAUGGGUUUUUUAACUAUAACACUUGCAUGUAAUUACUGUAAUGUGCACUUCAAGGCAGUUGUGAAACUGGUCUGUGACUAUUGGUGUACUCUUGUAAAUUCAGAGCUUGUUGGACUUUAUUUUUUUUUAUUGUUUUCAGAGUGUCUAUUUUGAAUUAAAAUUUGUUACACCACUGCAA